Mauremys mutica (yellowpond turtle) is the source of this 3947-nucleotide messenger RNA. Its product is annotated as ADAMTS-like protein 2. Bases 22 to 2448 code for a protein of 808 amino acids. The transcript is spliced from 13 exons. Lineage: Eukaryota; Metazoa; Chordata; Testudines; Geoemydidae. Gene Ontology annotation, cellular component: extracellular matrix. Gene Ontology annotation, molecular function: metalloendopeptidase activity. Gene Ontology annotation, biological process: extracellular matrix organization. The record is from RefSeq and is a predicted model, not a curated record.
GGAGGGUCACUACAUUUGUAAAUGUGUGCUGCUGUUCUUGAUGGCAGCAAUCGUUCUCUUGUACUCUCCAGGCCAAUGGGCUGCAGAGGGGGCUACGUGUUCAUCACAAACAUCCCUGCCGGCGCCACGGACAUUCUCAUCAUCGAGCGCCGGAAGACUGAGAACAUCCUGGCACUGGCGGAUGAAUCUGGGCGCUUCUUCUUCAAUGGGAACUCGGCCAUUGACAAUCCCCAGAACUUCCGGGUGGCUGGCACGGUGUUCAAGUACCGCCGCCCUUCCAACCUGCACGCGGAUGGUCUGGAGUACAUCAUUGCCCAGGGCCCCACCAAUCAGUCUCUGAAUGCCAUGUACUAUAACUUCAAUGGGAAAAUGCCCCAUAUAACAUAUGACUACACUGUGCCACACGUGCCCUUGGCAGCUCUCCGAACAGCUGCCCCUGCUCUCGAGGCACCUCUCUACCUUCAUCUACCAGACUCCAGCGCCAAACAUCCAGUCCCAGUCCCAGCAGACUCUGGGACUGUGCAUGAUUUCAAUGCCACUUGGCUGUCUCUCUCCCCGGACGAUGUCAGUGACCGGUUCCCACCUGGAGAAGAGCAUGGAGACCUGAGCUUCAACAGCCAGGACUUCUUCCAGAGUAACUCCACCACUCAGGCUGGGCCCUGGGGCUGGGAACAGAGGGAAGAGGAAGAAGAGAAGUUUGGCUUCCAGAUCAGACAAGUCUACCAUGCAAAUGGAGCGGGCAAGGAGGCAGAGGAGGAGGAGGCAGCGGCAGUAGGUGGAGAAACAGAUUUGGCCCCCAGCUUAAAUCAGAUUUCCAUCAGCACAGCCAUGCCCUACAGCGUGAUGAGGCCCGAGCUGCCGGAGAGCAGUGGGAUUGGGGCAGCCAGGCUCCGGCUCUUCAGGAGAUUGUGUCAUCGGGACCCACAAAACGCUGCCUUUUGCAGGGAACUGCAGUACCUGGCUGCCAAGAUGGGCUGGAAGAACUCAACCGCGAGGCUGUGGAACGAGCUGGUGGCCGGAUGGCCAGAAGGGCUGCGCAAAGGGCCUGCCAAUACGAACUUGCUGGAGAGCACGAAGGCCGAGGCUUAUGCAGAGAGCCAGGAGGAGGCAGCUAACUACAGUAUGAUUACAACUGUGCAGAACCCCCUGCUGGGUUCCAACUCAAGCCUCCACACUGCCCUCGGGAAUAGCCACCCGGCAGAACCCCUUCAAGCCCCUGGCCCUGAAAGCAACGAGUUUGAUGUGAGCCCCUUGGGCCAUGAUGACAUCAGCCUGGCCGACAUGUACCGGUGGAAGGUCUCUGCCUAUGCUCCCUGCAGCUCCACAUGCACUUCAGCAGGCAUCAGCACCUCCUAUGCCAUGUGUGUCCGGUACGAUGGAGUGGAAGUAGAGGAAGCGUACUGUGAUGCCCUGACCCGCCCAGAACCCACUCAUGAGUUCUGCACAGGGAGAGAAUGCCAGCCCAGGUGGGAGACCAGCCGCUGGAGCGAGUGCUCCAGGACCUGUGGGGAGGGCUACCAGUACCGGACCGUGCGCUGUUGGAAGAUGCUGGCUCCAGGCUUCGACAGCUCUGUUUAUGACGAGCUGUGUGAGUCUGCCGGGCUGGCCAGGCCUAUGGAGAGGAAAGCGUGCAAGAACAAGGCGUGUGGGCCCCAGUGGGAGCUCUCUGAGUGGUCGGAGUGCUCUGCUCGAUGCAGCAGUCAGGGGAUGAUGAAGAGGGAGGUACGCUGCUCAGUAGAGCCAGGCCUCUGCGAUGAGGCCCUGAAGCCUGUCAGUGAGAAGGAGUGCACAGGCCCACCCUGUGACCGGCGCUGGAUUGCCUCUGACUGGGGACCGUGCUCAGGUUCGUGCGGCAAGGGGCGGAUGAGCCGCUUUGUCGUGUGUCGCAACCUGGAGGGGAAGGUGAUCUCGGACUCUCAGUGUGACCCAGCUGUCAAGCCUCUGGCUAUCUACCCCUGUGGGGACAAGAACUGCCCUGCACAUUGGGUGGAGCAGGAAUGGGACCAGUGUGACGCCAGCUGUGGCCGGGGGGUGAAGACCAGGAGCGUGCUGUGUGCCGGCCUGGAGAACGGGGUGUACAGGGAAUAUCCGGAAAAGCGCUGCAAUGCCUCCCAGAAACCUGAGGUGCAGGUGGCCUGUUUCAAGAGGCCUUGCUCUACGUGGUUCACGACCUCCUGGUCUCAGUGCAGUAAGACAUGUGGUGCCGGCCUGCGGCUCCGAGAGGUGAAGUGCUACCAGGGAGAUGCCCUGGGACACGGCUGUGACCCAGCUUUCAAACCCGACGCCAAGCAGACAUGCCAGCUCCAGGUGUGCCCCACGGAGGCGCCAGAAGAAGACUGUGAAGACAAAACGACAGCCAACUGCGUGCUGGUGCUGAAGGUGAAGCUGUGCUCCCAUUGGUACUACAGGAAGGCCUGCUGCCGGUCGUGUAGGAGUAAGGCGUCCUGAUGGCUGCUACACCACACUUCCCUUCCAAGAUCAAGGGGCAAGAUCCCCUUAGAAAUAGACUCCACCAUAAACCCCUUUUCUAUGACAGAAGCCAUUCCACCUGGGGUGCUCCAUCACGGAGCCAGUCCCUGUAGAACAUCCUGCUCAGCUAGGAAGGAUUCCUUGGGCACACAUAGCAAUAACAGUCCUCUCUUCACCUAUAGGAUUUUAUAGAGAGACCAGAACUUCCUACAAAGCAACCAGAGCCUGGGCAGUGUGGGAGGUUGGUCCCUGCCCUCCAUCACCACCAAGGAGCUGCUCCUUUUCCCCACCACACUGCUAAUUUGUGGCCCUACUCCUGCUGGGUCUGCACCCAGACCUUCAGGGAUGUGACAAGGAGUCCCAGCAAGAGAUGGCCGAGUGUGUACCACAACUGGCAGCAGCUAGGCCAGCUGCUGUACCCUCCAGCCACAAGGUCAAUUUUCAAACAAAGUCAUUUGACAGUAAAACAAUAACCCAUCCUUUUGUAUUUCCUGCGCAUGUGUGUUCAGGCAUGGAGGGGGGGCAGAGCUGGAAUGGAUGGGAGAGCGUAUGUGCCCCAAGAUGGCUUCCAGCGCAGCACCGUGUAAAACCUGCCUGGCCCCGAUCAAAGAAGAGAGACUGCCCGCUUUAUAGUUCAAAGUCCUCAUUUAUUUCUGACAUUCACUCUGUAUUCACAGCCGAGCAACAAAGAUGUAGAGCAACAAGUAGAAAAGUCUGACUUCCCUGUUCCUUCCCUCACCCCUUAGCAGGUCUGAAGCUACAUUUUGGGCUCCCACUUGAGUUGUGUAUCUCUCACUUUUAUACUUAUCCACAUAUUCCAGCACACGUGCAAAAUGUGUUUAGUAUUUCAUGUGUGAUGGGGGUCUUCAGCUGUGGUAUACUACCAACCUCAGAUCACUUUGCCUCACUCAGGGCCACAUCAGCCUGCUAGAAGCCUACGGGUCACAUUUAACGUGUGUAUAAUGGAGCAAACUACAGCUAUCUUCCCUUUUAACAGAGGUGUGACCCACAGAGCCUACAGCCUGUCAUAUAAUGCACCACCUUGAUCCCAGCAACCGUCACUGGGAAGAGGUAGCAUUGCAUGCUGGGGCCUUUAGUCUCCUUGGGCCAUCCCUUCAUAUUAAAGAGGCAGAGCUUUGUGCUUUGUCUAGCCCAUGGGCUGCACUUUGAUCACCACAGGUCUUGUGGGGGUUAAGUUCAGGCUAGAGGGCUAGCUAAAGCAGGUACUAGCAUAUGAAAGGAUAGGACUUGUUGAGUUAGACCAAGGAAAACCCUAUCAGACACUAUCACCAGGGGAGUUUGCUGGUUGGGAUAGGAGCAAUGGGCUAUUGAACACUUGGGGUCAGAGGCCUUUGUUGCUACUACCGCCCUCCCAACAUUAGCUGGCUUUUUCUCCCAGGGUUGUUAAGAAGACACUUAAGAGGCAACUGCCAUAUGAGGGAGAACUGGAGGAUAUUCUAUUUAGGGGUCGCAGUGAG